AUGGUAUCCGCACCACAGCAUACAUCCACGGCAUCCGCGCCGGGAUAUAUAAACACGCCAGGACACACAUUCAUGGCAUCCGUACAACAGCAUACAUCCAUGGUAUCCGCGCCAGAACAUACAUUCACGCCAGGACACACAUUCAUGGCAUCAGCACAACAGCAUACAUCUAUGGUAUCCGUGCCAGAACAUACAUUCAUACCGGGACACACAUUAAUGGCAUCAGCACAACAGCAUACAUCCACGGCAUCCGCGUCGGGACAUACAUCCAUACCAGGUCACACAUUCAUAACAUCCUCACCACAGCAUACAUCCACGCCAGGACACACAUUCAUGGCAUCCGCGUCAGGACACACAUUUAUGGCAUCCGCGCCAGAACAUACAUCCGUGGCAUCCGCGCCAGGACACACAUUCAUAACAUCCGCACCACAGCAUACAUCCACGCCAGGACACACAUUCAUGACAUCCGCACCACAGCAUACAUCCACGGCAUUCGCGCCAGGACACACAUUGAUGGCAUCCGCGCCAGAACAUACAUCUAUGGCAUCCACGCCACAGCAUACCAUGUCGUCCACACUAGGAUAUACACCUAGGAUGCCACAAAAAUUCAUUCCUGCACCAAGAUAUACGUCAGUACCAUCAGCAGAAUAUAUACGUGCGCCACAAAAUUCGGUGCUAGUAACACAUAAACAAUUCAAGAAUAUGUUGCGGCGAGCAAUCCAGAAAACAAAAAAAGAUUGGCCAAACGCAUCAAGAUAUACGCCCGUGCCGCCUGCACCAGGAUAUACACCCGCGCCGCCUGCACUAGGGUAUAUAUCCGCGCCACCUGCACCAGGAUAUACACUCACACCGCUUGUGCCGGGAUAUACACCCGCGCCGCCUGCAUUAUACGGAUAUACUCCCGCACCGCCUGCACCAGGAUAUACACCUGCGCCGCCUGUAUCAGGAUAUACACUAGCGGCGCCUGUACCAGGACAUACACCCGCGCCACCUGCACCAGGAUAUAUACUACCGGCGCCUGUACCAGGAUAUACAUCCGCGCCGCCUGCACCAGGACAUACACCCGCGUCGCCUGCUCCAGGAUAUACACCCGCGUCGUCUGCUCCAGGAUAUACAUCCGCGCCGUCUGUACCAGGAUAUACACCCGCGCCGCCUGCACUAGGAUAUAUUUCCGCGCCGCCAACAUUAUAA
Cyphomyrmex costatus is the source of this 1191-nucleotide messenger RNA. Its product is annotated as extensin-like. The record is from RefSeq and is a predicted model, not a curated record. The transcript is spliced from 3 exons. The coding region runs from base 1 to 1191 and encodes 396 amino acids. NCBI's taxonomy places the organism in Eukaryota, Metazoa, Arthropoda, Insecta, Hymenoptera, Formicidae.